Thermothielavioides terrestris NRRL 8126 is the source of this 1767-nucleotide messenger RNA. RefSeq lists its product as uncharacterized. NCBI's taxonomy places the organism in Eukaryota, Fungi, Ascomycota, Sordariomycetes, Sordariales, Chaetomiaceae. Bases 222 to 1550 code for a protein of 442 amino acids. Gene Ontology annotation, cellular component: U2 snRNP; U2-type spliceosomal complex. The record is from RefSeq and is a predicted model, not a curated record. The transcript has 3 exons. Gene Ontology annotation, molecular function: RNA binding. Gene Ontology annotation, biological process: mRNA splicing, via spliceosome.
GUGUCUUCCAGGAUCGUAUCGACUGGGUGUUGCUGUAUGAUGCAUUACCUGUAACGUUACGUUACGACUUACCCAGCCAGGGGGAACCUUGGGGGCUGCGGGGCCUUCAAUUGCAGCUCAACGUCAUUUUCAAUUGCAGAUCUUCCCUCUAGCUGCUUCCACCUCUUUCCUGUUCUCGACGCCCUUCCGCCGUCGCUCUUGCCGGGAUAAACACCAACAACAUGGCAGCAGAAGCCGAGUACUGGUCGUUUCCGACCAACCCUGAAGAGUUCGACAAAGAUGACCGCAUAUCAUAUUCCAAACUCGACAACAAGUAUAUCGCGGUGCAGGACGAUGGCACCGAGUACGAGUUCGACCCCGAACUGCGGCGCUGGAUUCCAAUGAUCGACGAAGCCCUGAUCGAGGAGCAGCAAAAGGGGUACAUAAUGCCCAGUGCAGAUGCGGACAACGACAGUGACCGGCGCCCCCCGCCGCACGGCAAAAAGAGAAAGAUGGACAACACGGACAACCUCGAGGACAACAACAACAACAACAAUCACAACAGCAGGGACCGCUCCUCCAAGAACGCGCGGCGGCAGCAUGGCAACCGCGGGCCGCCGCAGCCCAAGCAGAACACGGCUGUGUACGUCACGGGCAUCCCACUCGAUGCUACAGUUGAAGAGGUGGCCGAGCUGUUCUCGCGCAAGUGCGGCGUCAUCGCCGAGGAAAUCGACAGCGGCCGUCCGCGCAUCAAGAUGUACACGGACGCCGAGGGCAACUUCAAGGGCGACGCCCUGAUCGUCUUCUUCAAGCCGCAGUCGGUCGACAUGGCCAUCAUGCUGCUCGACGACACCGACUUCCGCUUCCCUCCCCCGGGUGCUCCGAGCCAGCCCAAGAUGCGCGUUAUGGCGGCCGACUCUAGCUACAAAAAGACCAAAUACGACAGCGGCGGCGGCGGCGACAGCAGCAGCAGCAGCCACCAAAACAACACCCCCUCCGCCACUUCCACCAAGCCAGGCGAAAGCAGCCGCCCCCCAGGCGACGGCCGGCGCAGCGACCAAGACAAAGCAAAAAUCAUCCGAAAGACCCAAAAGCUCUCCGCCAAGCUAGCCGACUGGAGCGACGACGAGCCCUCGGCGCUGCACGACCCGGCAGACCGCAACUCCUCUUCCGCCGCCCCCAAGGGCGGCAGGUGGGACCGCGUCGUGAUCCUACGACACAUGUUCACGCCGGAGGAGCUGCGCGCCGACCCGGCCGCGCUGCUCGACAUCAAGGAGGACGUGCGCGAGGAGUGCGAGAAGCUGGGGCCCGUCACCAACGUCGUGCUGUACGACGAGGAGGAGGAGGGCAUCGUCAGCGUCCGCUUCCGCACCCGCGAGGCCGCCGAGGCCUGCCUGCGCGUCAUGCACGGCCGCGCGUUCGGCGGCCGCAUCAUCGAGGCCUUCUUCGCCACGGGGAGGGAGCGCUUUCGGAAGUCCAAGGGCGAUGGCAGUAGUGGCGGCGGCGGCGGCGGUAGUGGUGGUGGUGGUGAGAAGGAGCAUGGCAGUGAGGAGGAAAGGGAGGAGGAUUAAAGGGGGGGUGGGAUGGUCUUCUUGCCAGCGUUGAUAUUUUCUUUUUUGGCGCUUCUUUUGGCUGCUUGCGCGGGCUAACAGCGCGAACAAGCCAAGCCGCCUCGCCUCGUCUUUCUGUGUAUAUAAAUAAGUCAGUCAGUCAUACCCCGGUUACCGACAAAUGUCAAAAGAUGACGAGGAAAAUGCCAUUGCUUUCAUUUCUAACUACCGUGCCCAU